Molecule: messenger RNA, 1974 nt
Organism: Suillus fuscotomentosus
Lineage: Eukaryota; Fungi; Basidiomycota; Agaricomycetes; Boletales; Suillaceae
Exons: 4
Coding region: 103-1836 (577 amino acids)
Source: RefSeq, a predicted model, not a curated record
GUUCAUUAUGCCCGUGUUUGAAAUCUCUCGCAAGGGAGGGGUGCAGUGACAUGAAACUUGGGGUCGGCCAUUCGUUAACGUUCAGGCCUCAGGGAAGAUUCGAUGCGCAAUGAACUUCUAGGCACGGUAGACAGUGGGCGUGACAGCCUCAGCGCUCUAGUUGACACAACAUAUAUGUACCUGGAUUUGUCCCAAGCACUCACUCUCAGCUUCCCGACAAUGGAUUUCAUGCAUAUUAGUACAUCGUCUUCUAACGACGCAUGGAGGAGCCUAUGCAAUGUCGUAGAACACAGCGGCAUUUUCGAUUCCGACAAACGUCAGCCCCACUUACGAUGCAUGGAGAACACGCGUGUUAAACUUUGGUCGAGUCUGAGAAGACUCCUCCACCGACGUGAUCAAACGAAUGUUUGGCUCAAUGGCUGCGCUGGCAUUGAAAAGACAUCCAUUGCGUUCACCGUAGCCGAGGAGUUCAAAAGAGCCGGAAGACUUGCCGCCACUUUCUUCUUCUCGCACAAGCAUGCCCAAAUUGCUGGCAAGAUUAUUCCUACCAUCGCAUAUCAGCUCGCACUGACUUUCCCGUGCAUUCGAGGCGAUAUCAUACAAGCGAUCGAGAAAGACGAAUUUCUCUUAUCGUCUGAAAAGUCCCGUGUUGACCAGAUGCGGGAGCUGGUUAUCAAUCCACUACACACGUUGCGAUUCCGUCAAGAGAGGCCUUAUGUCAUCAUUAUCGAUGCUCUUGAUGAAUGCUUUUCUUGUCAAGAGGCGGCAAGACUGGCUAGGCUGUUCGUGGAGAUGCUCUCGGGCACGAACUUGCCGACCAUCCACCUGAUAUUUACGAGCCGCCCCGACGCUCAUAUCCGUGCGGCCAUGCCACCUGGCGUCUGCCAAAUUUCCCUCACUAUACGUGAUUCAUUUAUUGUACAAGACGUUCAUUUCUUUCUGCGAGCAUCACUUGACAACAUACGGACAAGCCGUCCCGAUAUUUUCGGGCGGCCCCCCAAACCUUGGCCGUCAGAGGCUGAAUUCGAGACCUUGGCCUCUAGGACAUGCGGUCUUUUUGUCAAUGCUGCUAUGGUUGUCAAUUUUUUAUCUCCCGCCGGUCAAUGUCCCCAGCAGAGGCUAGACCUCUUACUUCGUCAGAAGUCAAGAUUCUGCGUUGUCAUCGACCGAGAUAUCAACGAGCUUUAUCGACAGAUUAUUACAACUUCGGAGAAUCCAGCAUUGUACUGCCGGAUGUUAGCAUCCAUCCGUCUCAUGCAACCGCUCCCUCUUAGAGACCUCCAAGAACUUUUCCAUGCGGACAAAGAGAGCUUGGGUGUAAUGCUGGAAGCAUUUUCACCCGUGAUCUCGAAUCCACCCGAUGGAGUUGGAAACGUCGAGAUUUAUCAUGCUUCGCUCCACGACUUUAUGAAGGAUCCCUUUUGCUCGGCAGAACUCUACGUGAGCAACGCUCGUGCUCACGAGUACCUUGCGUGUCGCUGCAUUGACUUGCUCACACGAACGGAACCAGCAUAUGGAGCAGUGGCACGCAAUGCGCACCGGUAUGCACAUUUUUGGUGGGGUACACAUCUUUCUUCGGCCUAUCCUAGCAGCGAACUUCGGCAUCUGCUCGCUAGGUUUAAAAAGGAGGAUUUGAAACGUUUGGUAGCAGUCGCAGAACAAGAUCAAUCACUUGGUCCUCUCAUAUUCAAUUUGCAUGAAGCAAACAACGCUUGUUUUUCUUGGAAAUGGAUCAGAAGUUUGUCUGAUAUUGUCGUUGCGUGGCGUAUUGUCAAAGCUUCAAGAAAAGUUUAUAGGGAGGUGAAGAAAUCAAACACUAACGUAACUAAUACAUAAGUAGCAGGGCAAGUGGCAACUUAAAUCGCCCUGCAAUGCGAACUUGAUAUGAUGUUCAAGGCGCGCAAUCUUUGGUGUUGCAGGCAAUCGUAACAAUUGAAGGGGCGGUUGUUGGGCGGUUGGUCGUGACGCAUCUGA